Sorghum bicolor (sorghum) is the source of this 1401-nucleotide messenger RNA. RefSeq lists its product as uncharacterized. Bases 233 to 1123 code for a protein of 296 amino acids. The transcript is spliced from 7 exons. The record is from RefSeq and is a predicted model, not a curated record. NCBI's taxonomy places the organism in Eukaryota, Viridiplantae, Streptophyta, Magnoliopsida, Poales, Poaceae. Gene Ontology annotation, biological process: ceramide metabolic process. Gene Ontology annotation, molecular function: hydrolase activity, acting on carbon-nitrogen (but not peptide) bonds, in linear amides. Gene Ontology annotation, cellular component: membrane.
CAACAAGAACAAGGCGCGAUCCGGAGGACGAAGCAAGUUGACUAGCAAGCAGUACGAGCGUGAAAGGUGCACCGCAAGCGUGCGAACGGAAGCCAAGCAAAGAAUUCCAAAUCCCCACGCCGAGUCGCCGAUCCGCUCCCUCCUACCCCACCACGCCGCCGGCCAGCUAGGCCUCUCCCUCCCGAAUCCCGAUCCAUCACCCAGCCGCCGCCAGCAUCCACGAGGAGGGGCCAUGGACGGGAGCAGGAAGAAGAAGUGGGUGGCCUGGGCGGUGGCGGCCGCCAUCUUCGUCGUCCUCAUGCUCGUCACGCCCGCCAUCCCGCAGGACGAGGCCUACCACGACUUCGCCGACCAGCGCACCCUCUUCCUAGGGAUUCCUAACACCUUGAAUGUGAUCUCCAACAUCCCCUUCUUUUUUGUUGGCGUCACGGGGCUCAUCUUGUGCCACUACAAAAACUAUUUCAGGCUAAGCUCACAGGGGGAGCUCUGGAGUUGGACACUGUUCUUUGCCGGCGUCACCGCUGUUGGAUUUGGUUCUUCCUAUUACCAUCUCAACCCAAAUGAUGCCACGCUAGUUUGGGACAGACUGCCAAUGACGAUUGCUUUCACUUCUGUCAUGGCUAUAUUCAUCAUUGAAAGGGUUGAUGAGAGAGCAGGUGCAAAGUCCCUUGCACCACUUGUGAUUACUGGUGCCUUGAGCAUCAUGUAUUGGAGACACUUUGAUGAUCUUCGUCCGUAUGCAGUGGUUCAGUUUGUUCCAUGUAUUGCUUUACCUGUGAUGGCUAUAGUAAUUCCACCGAUGUAUACACAUUCAAGCUACUGGUUGUGGGCAGCAGGAUUUUACCUCCUUGCUAAAGUGGAAGAGGCUGCCGACAAACCUAUCUAUAACUGGACUCAUCAGAUUGUCAGUGGUCAUACUCUUAAGCAUCUAUGUGCUGCGAUGGUACCAGUGUUCUUGGCUCUCAUGCUAGCUAAAAGGACUAUUGAACCAGAAAGGGUAAGCUUGCUCCAGAAAUGGAAGAUCAGUUGGGUUACAGUGAGAGAGAGGCGUUCCAAAGAUAGCAUCACAGUUGAUGUGGAUUGCAACUACGCUGCUGUUUCAAAUACUACAUCUGAACAGUAAACAUGCAUCUAGUUAACAUUAUGCGCACGUGUAUGAGUGUAUGGGAGAAAAGCAGGGGACGUCUGAAACAUGAAGAAACCCAAGCUAUGGUAGAGUUUUUUCACCUGUGCUGUGCCUGUGUUGUUAGUUAGAGUCGCUGAUAAAGCUGUGUGGGUGCAGACAAAUCUUGUACAUAGCAAUAGAAGCAGCAUAAGUAUCGGAAGCUUUUAUUUAUUUCAUCAGUCAUUCCAUUUACUUUUUUUUUGCGUUGGGAUCAAGAUGCAUGAUAUAGUUUUGUA